Messenger RNA from Solea senegalensis (Senegalese sole), 3007 nucleotides. RefSeq names its product casein kinase II subunit alpha. The transcript is spliced from 14 exons. The record is from RefSeq and is a predicted model, not a curated record. Gene Ontology annotation, molecular function: ATP binding; protein serine/threonine kinase activity. Lineage: Eukaryota; Metazoa; Chordata; Actinopteri; Pleuronectiformes; Soleidae. Gene Ontology annotation, cellular component: cytosol; nucleus; protein kinase CK2 complex. Gene Ontology annotation, biological process: protein phosphorylation. The coding region runs from base 344 to 1588 and encodes 414 amino acids.
UGACGGUGGUCCGCCAUAUUGUCUCUGAAACAGCAGAAAUCACAACUAGCACAGACACACCGGCGACGGAGGGAGGACAGAACCGUCGGUCUUUCAAAACUCCGCUCGUUUCGGGAAGCGUUUCGGUCGUCGAAUUGAUCAAGGGGCUAUUUCACCGUGCCCCUGGCGGCCCCUCCCCCCAUCCUCAAAUAAACCCCCCCUACCCUGAACCCCUUGCCCUAUUGGGAUCAACCUUCCUUUUCCCCACCUUCUCUCCUUUCCCCUCUCCCACCCAUCACCCCUGUUUGGCUAACCAUCCUCUGCUGCAUUAAGAAGUCCCACCAUCUCUGCCAAGCUGUCGGACAUGUCAGGACCCGUGCCAAGCAGGGCCCGAGUGUACACCGAGGUCAACACUCACCGGCCCAGGGAGUACUGGGACUAUGAGUCCCAUGUGGUUGAAUGGGGAAACCAGGAUGACUUCCAGUUGGUGCGAAAGCUGGGGCGUGGCAAGUACAGCGAGGUCUUUGAGGCAAUCAACAUCACAAAUAACGAGAAGGUGGUGGUAAAGAUACUUAAGCCCGUGAAGAAAAAGAAAAUCAAGCGUGAGAUUAAGAUUUUGGAGAACCUACGCGGAGGUCCGAACAUAAUCUCCCUCAUUGAUAUAGUAAAAGACCCAGUACAUGGUGAACCCACCACCUGUGCAAGAUUGUCGAUUUCACUUGGAUUGGAGAAGUAUGUUUCUUCCCGGACACCUGCAUUGGUCUUUGAACAUGUCAACAACACAGAUUUCAAGCAACUGUACCAGACCCUAACAGACUAUGACAUCCGUUUCUACAUGUACGAGAUUCUCAAGGCUCUGGAUUACUGCCACAGCAUGGGAAUCAUGCAUAGAGACGUGAAGCCACAUAAUGUGAUGAUUGAUCAUGAACACCGCAAGUUGCGCCUUAUUGACUGGGGCCUGGCUGAGUUUUACCACCCAGGGCAGGAGUACAAUGUCAGAGUUGCCUCUCGCUACUUUAAAGGGCCCGAGCUCCUGGUGGACUAUCAGAUGUAUGACUACAGUCUGGAUAUGUGGAGUCUGGGCUGUAUGCUGGCAAGCAUGAUCUUUCGGAAGGAGCCUUUCUUCCAUGGCCAUGACAACUAUGACCAGUUGGUGAGAAUAGCCAAGGUUCUGGGCACUGAAGACCUCUAUGACUACAUCGACAAGUACAACAUUGAGCUUGAACCUCGCUUUAAUGACAUUCUGGGAAGGCAUUCUCGCAAGCGGUGGGAGAGGUUUGUCCACAGUGAGAACCAGCACCUGGUCAGUCCAGAGGCUCUGGAUUUUCUGGACAAGCUGCUGCGCUAUGACCACCAAGCCCGGCUGACCGCCCAUGAGGCCAUGGAACACCCUUAUUUCUUCCCUAUUGUGAAGGAUCAGUCUCGUGUGGCCGGAUCAGCCAACCUUCCCAGUGGGAACCCAGCUGUUAGCUCAGCGAGCAUGAUCACUGGUAUUUCUGCCUUGCCAGCCUCCACUGCCCUGGGCCCUCUUACUGGAUCGCCGGUCCUGUCUGCUGCCACCAAUGCCCUGAGCACCCCGGUGCCCGCUGCUGCUGGUGCCCCGCAGUGACACCCCCAUCGAAAUCCUCCAUCACCCUGCCUCACCUCUCCCACCUCCACCACCACCCAGCUUGGGGGAAGAAACUAGACAGGUGCCACUCUCCCAGCCCUCCCCAUAUCCAACCAGACUCCACAUGACUAUGCCCCACCAACCCUUCGUCUAAAGGACGCUGUCAUCCAAGAAAAAAGAACAAUACAUGUUUUCUGCAUUCCUUUGCCUCCUCGAAUGAACGUGUUGACCUGAAAUCCAAAAUGAAUGUUCUGUGUAAUUGAAGUAUACAGAUAUUCUUUUCAUUUUCCCUCAAGCUGUAGUGAAUACAAAUGGGUGUGUCUGUGUGUGGUGAGCUUGAGAACGAGUGUCCCCCGUUGUAGUUUGGAUAGUGAAGGCACUGGUCAGCAAGUAUACAAAGAGAAGGCAAAAAGAAAGCUGGCUGCCACCAGUAUCAAUAGGAGCACAUCCUGUGUAUAGUUUACGGCUGCAGCACUGUCAAAAAGAGGACCUGAGGAAAACAUUUCCUUUACCUCCUGAGACAAGUCUUAACACCCUCUUCAUCUCAGCACAUGUGUGGUGCUGUCCUGUGCUCCAGGUGUAUGUGAACACAAUGACACUUCAACACUUUCUCUGCCUGAGUAGUCUUGUCUAGCCUAUCUUACCACACCAGAUCACGUAUCUUCUUUUUAUAACGUAAACCCCCUUCCCCCUCCCAUCAAGCCAUGCGUUGUUACAACCUUUUUGUAUUGAAAAAUGUUCUGGACUGCUGGAUUAGGUUUAUCAUCAGAUUGACUCUAGUGUACCUGGGAUUCUCUAGAAGCCAGGUAAGGUUAAUUCAGGUUCCCGAAGAAAGAGUUCCUCAAACGUGCUGCUUUCAACAUCCUUGAAAUCCUUGAAGUGGCUUUUCUUGAAUUACUUCAAGACAUAACCAAAGUUUACUCAGUUGGUUGAAAGAAGAGACUGACCAAACCUAGUUUUAUUUUGUGGGAGUUUCCUCGUGGAGAUGCCUUGAUGCAGGUAGGAGAUGUGGGUUGUAGUGAAUCAGAAGUAUGAAAUGUGCAGGUUACAGAAGUGCUGUUGGCAUUGUGAUGUGGGUAAGCUUAGUGAAGAGUACUGAGUUUUACUGGCUUUCACCACCACAUUGAAGGAAAUAAUGACUUUGAAAUUUUUAAUAGCACUUGAAGGGUAGCAUUCUCACCCAGUGUUGUAGUGUCAGAGUCUGGAAGUGUACGUAUUAGAUCCUGCAGCACAUAAGCAUUUAUAUAUAUUUUUCCCAUUUCAAAACCUGAAAAUGCAAAUAAAUCAGAACAUGUACACGACCUGUGGACAGAGCAGUUUUGAGUCCCUACAUCACUGUAUAUAUUUUUAUGUUCUUAUGUAGAAGACUAGUAUUUGAGAAUAUUUGUGUAAAUAAACGCGUGUUUUAUUUAUCAGGUA